CACAACUGUUCAUGCUUGACAACACACCGUGAAGCUUUCCACUUUUUUCCCUUGACGUCCAGGCAAUUAGCUGGAGACUACAAUGCAGCCUAGGACGAUCCUAGUCGUGCUGCUGUUGGGGCUGAUGCUGUGGCCGGACGGGUCGAACUCGUGGCGCCGACGCCGCCGGAGUUGUUCUGCCGUCAACUGCCGGUGGGGUUCGUGGUCUAGCUGGUCCAGCUGUUCUACAUCAUGCGGACCGUCCGGUACCCAGUCCAGGACAAGAUCCGUUGCUGCCCAUGCCCAGUGUGGAGGUAGUAGUUGUAGCGGAUCGAGCAGGGAAACUCGGAACUGUAACAGAAUCUGCUACAACAAUGGCUACGUGUCCGGCAGCCGCUGUGUGUGUACAUCUGGAUACACUGGGACAUGCUGCCAGAGCGACAUCGAUGAGUGCAGUACGAACAACGGCAGCUGUAGUGAAAUCUGCACUAACAUUGUGGGAAGUUACUACUGCUCCUGUGUGCCGAGGUAUCGUCUGACGAGCUCUGGGGCGUGCGUGGAGUUUACAACCCAAGCGUUGGACCUGGUCUUCCUGCUCGCCCGUCCGCGUUCCUCCGUCAGCAAUAACGACGUCAAGACGUUCAUGAAAAGCGUCGUCGCCGCGCUCAACAUCGGGCUGACGGCCGCACGGGUAGCGGUCAUCGAGUACACGUCUGUCAUGCACAGCCACUUUGAUCUGCUGACCCACCUGAACCGGACACAGGUGAACUCUGCCAUAGACGGUAUCCCGAUCUGGAGAACCACAAGCUACAGGAAGACGGGAAACGCCAUCAAAUACGCCACAGACUAUCUGUCAUGGAGGAACGGCAUUCCCAAAGUCCUCGUGGUCAUCACGGAUUCUAAUUCGAAUGACUACGUGACCGGCCCUGCCCAGAGCGCCAAAGACGCGGGCCUGAUCCUGGCCUCGGUGGGAGUUGGCUCCAGCAUCAACAGCAGCGAGCUGAACAACAUCGCCACCAACAGUUCCUACCGCUACACAGUCAGCUCACACACCGACAUCCUAGGGCUCAUGGCCGUGCGGGACCAGCUACACCGCAGGCUGGACGCUCUUGGGACCGAAAUCUCCUUGGAAGUGACCUGCAGGUCGGGGUCAAUCUCCGUGAAGUUGGAGAAAAGCUCUCUGACGUCAUUCGAGAUUAGCUCGGCCGCUGAUCUACAUCUUCAGCAGACCACCUGCCUCGCAAGGGACGACGGGAACUACUACACGUUCAACAUCUCAAGUCUGUCGGCUUGUGGUACGGAGAAAGAGCAAGUCGGUGAUCACUUCGUCUUCACCAACACCAUCAACAGCAGGAUCCCGUCCGGCGUGCAGAUCUGGCGAGGCAAGCUGCUGGCCGUGAACGUCACGUGUCGCUACCCGGUGGACCUGAGCGUCAGUCUGACGGGCGGCAUCAACCCUGUCGUGACCACGGAGGAAUUCACGGUAGAGGGGAGCGGCGAGUUCCGGGUGAGUAUGGGGCUGUUCCAGAGCGCGACCUUCGGCACGGCGUACUCAACAACGCCGUCCAUCACGCUGGAGGAUAACCUGUACGUGGGGCUGAACCUGCAGGGCGUCAGUCACGCAGAGCUGGUCCUCAGGCUCAGGAACUGCUGGGCAACCCCGACCAACAACGCGGAGGACCCGACCCGGUACCCAAUAACUACCGACGGAUGUCCCAACACUGAAGACGGGACCAUCUACAUCAUAGAGAACGCCCAGUCGAAGCAGGCGCGUUUCCGUGUGCAGAUGUUCCGGUUCGCCAGCCACCCCCGCGUGUACCUGCACUGCACCAUCAGCGUGUGCGACCAGGUCAGCCCGGGAGCCUGUGCGCCGACGUGUGCUACCCGCAGUGGUCGGCGGUGGCUCCCCUCCACCCAGCCCGGGGAGGAGGCGGGGCGAGUCCGGCGGGCUGCCGGCGACACCAGAGUCACCAUCUCAUCGGGGCCGAUCUUACAGGAAGGUGCAGACGACGGUUCUGAUGACGAACAAUCUCCUGUUGUCCUUGCCCUUGGUGGCGUCUUGGGCACCGUUUGUGUGGCCGCCCUCGCCGUCUUCGGAGUCAAACUCGCCGCGAAGGUAGUUGGGAAGUCUGCCGUGGCCCCAGCAGCAGUAAGCAGCCCGGGAGGACAGCCCAGCGGCCCGAGAGGACAACCCAGCGGCCCGGGAGGACAGCCCAGCACCGCGCAAGGACAGCCCAGCAGCGGGCCUACAGGGGAGGAGCCUCCGCCGUACUCCGCCUCUGCAGCGGACGGCUUCACUUCGACCACCUCUAAAAUCGUCAGUUCCAAGUUAGGCGUUGGCGACAAUGGUUUCUCCAGCCUGCCCACUGGCAAAAUCUAAGUCAAGCUUGCGGUCAAGAAAGAAGCUUGCGGUGUUUUUUGUUAUUGCACUGCAUGAAAUGGUGUGCAUUUUUUUAGUCUGGAUGAUGUUUUGCCUCAUAUCUGAAGAACUGUGUGGCGGAAUGCAAUGAUAUUUGGCAGAUAGGUAGGUGGGGUAUAGGGAAUUCUGUUGGUCAACUUUGGGCCCCUGGCGAGUGACCUUGGUACUGCAGUAAGAAUUUUUUUUUUAAAUAUCGUUGGCGUUGGAUGGUUUGUGGAUGUGAUGUUAGGGUAACAUGUAGUUGUUGAUGUAUGGGUUUGUUUUGGACCUGCGCGGUUGUUUGAUUUUCGAUUGCUUUCGGCGUGAUGAUUUCAAGAACCGCUGGAUGGAUUGCGACAAUUUUUGGUAAGUGGGUAGUUACUGUGCGCCUUUGCGUCAUUAGCUGUUUGUUGUAGAAAUGUAGCGCGUGUUUAAUUUUUUUUUUCAUUUUCACCCCUUCUUACAAGAGGGUGGUAUAGUCUGUGUGGGGUCAGCUUAUCUUCUGACCACUUGUCUGUGUUUUUGUUGGCAGGUCAUGAUCACUGACCCCAAAUGUGGGACCUGCCGUGUAGCCUUUUUUGCCUAUCUUUAGCCACAGGCCAGUUCUCAAUGUGUGUCAGGCACUAGUAAUAAAAGUUUCUUUCAAAUUGUAUCUCUAAAGUAAACCAGCCCUGGUAUUAAAGGGGACCCAGAUACCGUGUGUGCACCACAGAUAUUCGUAGAUCUAUGGGAAUCACAAGACACCAGUCUUAGAUCUGUUAAUAAUCUCACCACUUAAGCUUAUGCAAACAACGACGUCCUUGAUAGUUUGCAUUAUCACAUUAUCACCUUAUCCUCACAGUGGUGCUAAUUGCUGGGAGAGGAUGGGCGAUAAAAACAAACAUAUCCUCAAUAACAUAUCAUAACAUAAGAUAUACCAAAACAAUUAACAAAACCACAAAAUAUUUCAUGGAGGGAUGAUGUCUACGACUUCUUCUUGUUAGUGUUGAUGUGAUGUGAUAUGAUGUGUUAUGACGUAUUAUGUAAAUACACAAAAAACCUUUAUCAGUAAAUCAGGCACUGAC
Molecule: messenger RNA, 3441 nt
Organism: Branchiostoma belcheri (Belcher's lancelet)
Lineage: Eukaryota; Metazoa; Chordata; Leptocardii; Amphioxiformes; Branchiostomatidae
Exons: 13
Coding region: 83-2359 (758 amino acids)
Cellular component (GO): cell surface
Molecular function (GO): calcium ion binding
Source: RefSeq, a predicted model, not a curated record